Molecule: messenger RNA, 294 nt
Organism: Suillus discolor
Lineage: Eukaryota; Fungi; Basidiomycota; Agaricomycetes; Boletales; Suillaceae
Exons: 3
Source: RefSeq, a predicted model, not a curated record
AUGUUUAUAAACCAUAUUGCAGAGAUAGCUUCAAACCCUGAAAUGUUGAUGUUUGGUGAUGAAGCUGCAAAAGAUGAAAGGACAUUGAUUUAUAGAUUCGGACAUUCAAAAAUAGGAACAAGGUGUAUUCAGAGAAAGUGUUGGAUACAAGGCAAACAGUACUCAAUCUUGCCCAUCCUCACACUGGAUGGCAUCAUUGUCUAUGAUAUUAUCGAAGAGUCUAUAAUGAGUGAGAGAUUUGUGCAGUUCUUACAAAAACAUGUGUUGCCAUUGACCAACCCCUACCCUGGCCCU